Molecule: messenger RNA, 6904 nt
Organism: Chlamydomonas reinhardtii
Lineage: Eukaryota; Viridiplantae; Chlorophyta; Chlorophyceae; Chlamydomonadales; Chlamydomonadaceae
Exons: 12
Coding region: 238-5040 (1600 amino acids)
Molecular function (GO): ubiquitin binding; RNA binding
Source: RefSeq, a predicted model, not a curated record
CUCUGUUCCACGGGCUGUAGGAGCACCGACAUAAUGAUCUAUGUGGUGUGGGCUGCAUGCUUUUAGUUCAAGAUUACGAAGGAGGGUGCAGCCAAACCUGUUUGCAAAUCCGCACGCACGCCCACCGCAAUAGACCUAACAGCCUCGUUGCUCACCAGCAUGAGGCUAUAGCAGCUCAAAACACAGGAGGAAUAGGCUGCUGGGCGUGUGCGGGCGUGAGCCGGAGCGAAUGAAGCGAUGAACAACGAGCCCGCAGCGUCCUGCCCCGGCCACAAGCGUCGCCGCUCAAGCUCUGAGGAGGGGGAGGUGCCGCUGCCCGUGCCGAAGAAGGUAUCCAAUGCGGCCACUGAAGGCGCCGAGCUGGCCUCCUCCCUACAAGUCCGCGAACAACGCCGCGCGGAGGUCAAGGCCAUCUACGCCAACUACGGGGACCUUCUAAAUGGAGGCGACACUGGAGCGGAAGCUUUGGCUUUUCAGGGCUUGCUGGAGUGCAGACGCGGCAGCCUGGGCGCCCGGCGGCUCGCGGCACGGCUGGUGCCCCGCUUCCUCCCGCGCUUCCCCUCCCACACCGAGCAAGCCCUGCGCCUGCUGCUAGCGCUCUACUCCGACGGCGCCCCCGCCCCGGCGCCCCCUGCAACCAACCCCGGCAACACCCUCCGAGGUGGCAACGCCGCCUCUCUUCCCAACGGCGUCUUCAAGCCAGGGCCCGGCGCCUCGCCCUCGCCGCCGCCGCAGGGUGCCGCAGCCGUCGACGGCGACGGCGGCCGCGCAGCCGCCGGCGGCCGGGAGGCGACCUCCGGUCUGGAUGGCAGCGACCUGGCCGCCGCAAUGCGGCGAGAUGCGCUGCUGGGGCUGGGGAACGUGCUGGAGACGGCGGUGCGGCAGCAGCAGCAGGCGGGGGGUGCCGGGGGUGCUCCCGCAGGGGCGGUGGCGGCGGAGCGGACCGUGCCGGUGGUGACGGAGCUGGUGCAGUUUGUGUUGCGGCAACUCCAAAUGCACUGCGUCGGGGCUGGGACGCACGCCGACGGCGGCUCUGGUGGGGCCGGCGACGGCAAGAAGGCAGACGUCAACGGCGGCGGCGGCGGUGCUGGGCUCGGGCCGCAUUACGGCCAAUCCCACUCCCACUCCCACCGGCCCUCGGACUCGCACAAGCGGCCUCGCCACGGCUCUGACUCCUCAAGAGGCCGGCCGGGACCCGGACCCGGCGGCGGCGGCGGCAGCACCAGCGGCGCACGCCAGGACGCGGCGGAGGCGGCGCCAGCCGCCGCCGCUGCCGCCAUGGCCGCUGCCGCCGCCGGCCCGCUGCCGCCGCUGCCGGCGGCGCUGCUGGACGCCGAGCCCGACAGCGAGGUGGGCGUGCUGCGCGGGCUGCUGCUGCGCGCCUUUGCGCUCUUCCCGCGUGUGGUGCUGGCGGCCUGUCUGGCGCCCUGCCGCCUGCCGCCGCGCAACCGGGCGCACGAAGACCUGGCGGGCUCGGCGCUGGCGCUGGGGCUGCUGCUGCUGCAGCAGCAGGCGCCGCCCAGGCAGGCCCAGGCCAAGGCCACGGCCCAGGGAAAGGCGGGCGGCGGGAGCGACGCCGCGGCGGCGGUGGGCACGCCGAGGGCCGGCGCCAGGGCGCCAGCGACGCCGGCGGCGGCGACCGGGGUCAAGACCGAGGCGGCGGCGGCGGCGGCGGGAGGAGGCGACGACUGCGAGGCGUCGGCCAUGGACGCGACGGGCCCCGGCUGCAACGGCGGUGCCGACGGCGGCGGCGCGCCUGGGGCAGGGAAUGCCUCAAGCGCGGGCGCUGUCGGUGGCAACAACGGCAGCAGCAGCAACAACGGCGGCGGCGGCGGCGGCCGGCAUCCGCGACCGAGCUGUGUGGCUCAGCAGGUGCUGGGCCGGCUGCCCGAGACGCAGGAGUGGGUGCGGCAGCUGGUGGGGGCGCUGCUCCGAGGCAAGAACGCGCCGCCCGUGCCGGCCGAGCUGCGCUCCCAGUUGGAGCGGCUGCUCAGCUUGUGCCCCGCGCCCAAGCGCCCGGCCGCCGCCGCCGCCGCUGACGCCGCCGCCGGCGCCGACCGCGGAGCCGGGGCUGGUGGCGGCGGCGGCGGCGGCGGCGGCGCCACCUGUUCACCGCCCUGCUCGCCUCGCGGCGCCGCCGGCGAGCUGCCGCCGCUUCCGCCGCUGCCCACGCCGACGCUGACGCCGAGCAAGGCGGCGGCGGCCGCGGCGGCGGCGGCGGCGGGCGGCGGCGGCGGGCCGGCGUUGUCUCAUCUGGGCAGCGAGGACGGCAGCAGGUCGGUGCCCAUGGACCUAGACCAGUCCAUCAGCAUCAAGCACGAGGGCGGCGGCGGCGGUGGCGGCGGCGGCGGAAUUGGCAGCGGCGGGGCGGCUGGCGGCGGCGGCGGCGGGCACGGCGGGCCGGCGGACACGGCGGCGACGUCGCCGCCGCCGCCGCCACUGCAGCCGCCGCCCGCGACAACAGCAACAACGCCGGCGGCGCAGGGCGCGAGUGGCGGCGCCGCCGGUGGCGGCGGCGGCCUGCGCGGCGGCCUGGUGUGCCGCGCGGAGGCGUGCCUGUGGCUGGGCGGCCUGCCGCCGGGGCUCACAGAGGCGGCGCUGGUGUCGGAGCUGGGCCGCAGCGGCGCGGUCGAGUCCGUACACGCCGUGGAGGGCGCGCCGCCGCCGCCAGCGGCGGCGGCGGCUGGCGGCGCCGCCGCCGCCAACAACAGCGGCAGCCACAGCCACAGUCUGGUGGGGGAGGAGGUAUACGUGGUGUUCUCGUCACUGCGCGACGCCGCCAUCUGCUUCGAGGCCGUCGCGCGCACCGCGCCCUUUGGCGGCGCCCGCCCGUUGGCCGUGGAGUUCUGCGCCGCCUACCCGCCCGAGUCCGCCGCCGCGCGCCGCCGCGCCGCCGCCGCCGCCGGCCCCUCCCAGUUCGUCUGGGUGUCGUCCUCGGGCCACGGGGCGGCGCCGCCGACGGCCACGCCCGAGGCGGUGGUGGCGGCGCUACAGGAGGCUGGCGUGGCGGUGCCGCAGCAGAUCCUGGCGGUGCAGGGCCGCAGCCCGGGCAUGCUCCUACACAUGGCCGCAGCGGCGGCGGUGCCCGCCGUCGUGGCGUGCCUGGCCGCCGCCUUCGCGCCGCCGCCUGCGGCGGCGGCGGCGCCGCCGGUGCCGCAGCUGCCGCCGCCGCCGCCAGGCGGCGGGGGCGCGGGCGCGGCGGCGGCGGCGAUGGCAGGGACAGCCGCCGGCGGCGGCACGCCAGGCGCCGGCACUGCUGCAUGCCUGACGCCGCCGCCGCCGCCGUCGCAUCCGGGCGUUGGCGGCGGCGGCAGCGGACAGACGCCGGCGGCCGCGGCGGCGGCUGCACAGCUCCCGCUGCCGCCGCCGCCUCCGCAGCCUCACCAUCAGCAGCAGCAGCAGCAGGCGGGCGGUCAGGGCCAGGGCCAGGGGCAGGGUGUGUCGGACCCGCUGCCGCCUCCCAACAUCCGGACACUCUGGUUUGGCCAGAUCCACGAGUCGCUGCGCGAUGAGGACCUUCUGGCGGCCUGCCGGCAGCACGGCGGCGAGGUGGUGGCCUGGCGCUUCCUGCGCGGCAGCCACUGCGCCUUCGUGGACUUUGCAACGCAGGCGGGCGCGGACGCUGCCCGGCGGGCGCUGCUGAGUCUGCGGCUGGGGCCCAGCCACCAACACGUGCGCGUGGAGUGGAAGCUCGACUCAAACAUGGGCCCACGCGGUGGCAUGGGCAUGGGCAUGGGCGGCGGCCCGGGCGGCAUGCGCGGAGGGCCCGGCGGCGGCGGCGGCGGAAUGUACGGCACCCCCGGCGGCGGCAUGGGCGGCGGCAUGGGCGGCCAGAUUGGGAUGGGGCCUGGCGGCGGCACGCCUGGCGGCGGCAUGGGGUUGGGCAUGGGCCAGAUGGGCGGCGGCCGCAUGAUGAUGAUGGGGCCAGGCGGCGGCGGCGGCGGCGGCGGUAUGGGCACGCCGCUGCACCCCUCGCAGCAGCAGCAGCAGCAGAUGCUGCAGAUGGCGGGCCGGCAGACGCCACUGCAACAGCAGAUGAUGCAGAUGCAGCAGCAGCAGCAACAGCACCACCAUCAAAUGCAGGCGGCGGCAGCGGCGGCGGCGCAGAUGGGUGGCCACGGGCAUGGGCACGGGCAUGCGGGCGCCAGUCCCGCGCACCCGAGCCUGCCGGGCUACGGCGGCAGCAGCACCGGUAACCCACAGCAGCAGCAGCAGGCACACCACCAUCACUCGCACCCACGCAAGGGCGGGCAGCAGCCAGGGCCCGGCGGCGGCGGAGGGGGAAGCGGGGGCAGCGGAGACUGGUCGGGGCAGCUUCCGCCCGCCCCGGGCUCUGCAGCAGCAGCGGCAGCCGCGCCGCCGCCGCCCCCGCCGCCGCUCCCAGAAAGCGGCCUGCCGCCGCCGCCGCUCCCGCCGCCGCCGCCCGGUCCGCCGGGGCCGCCAACUGCCGCCGCCAGUCCCGCGGCUACAGCCGUCAGCCCGGCAAGAGCUACAGCCGCCAGUCCCGCAGCAGCAGCUGCAGCUACAGCCGCGGCAGUAGCAGGCGGGGGCUCCAGCCCGGCGACUGCUCCGACGUGGCAGGGGGCCCUGGCCAAGAGCGGCUCCCACGUGUGCACGCUGCAGUGCAACACCGGCGGCGCCAGCGCUGCGAGCGGCGCCAGCCCCGGCGAGCGCGAGCCUGUGACGUGGCCGUCCUGCCUGGACGUGCGCAUGCGUGUGGAGCUGGGCUACGUGGUGCACAGCCUGUACGCACACACGCCGCCCGCGGCCAGGGCUCUGCGGCGGCUGGUGGUGUCCGGCAGUGGCGGCGGCGGCGGUAGUGAGCGCUCCAAGCUGGCUGACUUCCUAGGAUACCUGGCGGAGAAGAAGAGGGCGGGCGUCAUCAAGCUGGAGGCGGCGGCGGGGCUGCCCGCGCGCACGCUGUACCUGGUGCCGCCCAAUGAGCAGGUGUGCUCGGCGCUGGGCACGGAGUGGACGCCGCGGGAGCCCUUCCUGCUGGCGCUGGUGGUGCCCACCGCCGGGGCGGCCGGCGGCAAGUGAGGCAGGGAGGGAGGGAGGGAGGGAGGCGGCUCGCUCGCUCGCUAGCUCGAUCACGGCCGCCCACGGCCGCAAGCACGGCGCGGCAGCGCCGCCGCGUGGCCGUCGCCCCGCCACACCUGCGACAUCGUACCUGCGACACCGUACCUGCGACACCGCAGCGGCAGGGCUGCGCCGCCGCAGGCAGGAGCGCGCACGACCGCCGCGCCUCCGCGGCCGACACCGGCGGGCUCCCUUCCGGGUUGGGCCUGGGUGGGCAGCAGCAGCGCUGACAGGCACGGCGGCAGCGGCUGUGCCCUCCGCCUCAGCGGUCACGGCCAGGGCGGUGCCGUCACGGCAGCUGCUCUGCAGCUCUGCGAGCAGCUGUGUGGCCAGGGCCAGGACCUGGGCAAAAGCUAUUGCCAGGGUCAGGGCCAGGGCAAAGGCCAUGUGUCGCUACUGCCGACGGCUAGGGUCGCUGGUGCCGGUGCCGGCGGCGGGACGCGGUCGUGGUGGUGCUAGGGGGGGCUGUGUCGCUCACCGGCGCAGCAGCUAGGGACACGGCAACAGUCCAGUUCGCGCACCACAUGCAAAACAGCAGCAGCACGCGGCUGCGGCCUUGGCUGCGGCUGCAGGCUGUCACCUGGCGCCGCCGUGGUGCCGCAACGGCGUCGUGUGUGGUGUGGUGAGGUGUAGUGGAUGGGAUGGUGUCGGCCGGCCGAGGGGCACAGAAGGCUGGCCGGCAGCGAGCGGAGGGGCGACAUCGUGCGGUGCGGAGUGCAGGAGACAAGCCUGUUGUUAGUGCAGGAGACAAAAGCUGUCCUUAGUGCAGGAGACAAGCCUGUUGUUAGUGCAGACUAGAACCAAGACAAUUAUUACGUACCGUAUGGUGGCUAUCUAGAUGUGGAGCUAUGGCGUGUGGCGCGGGAGGCUCACGUGCGGUUAGGGUGGGGUGUUGGGGUCGCGCGAGGGCGGGGCUAAAGGUCGGGAGCAGGCCGGGCAGUCGGCAGCAAACGGCACGGUGGGGCGCGCAGGCAGGCUGGGUAGCCACGGCCGCCGCAUCUGCAGCAGCAGCAGCAGCCAUAGUGGUCGGAUAUGGAGUGCAGAGACUUCAGACACUACAGAUGAGUCACAAAGGCUCCUUGCUCAUGCGCUAGCAUGCUUAUAUGUCACCAUGAGAUUCGAUUGACGUCCUUUCGAGUUUGCAGAGGACGACCCUGAACCGAUAUUUGGGAGGGCAAAAGGCCAGGGCAGGUGUGCGUCUGAAAGCCCCUUUGAUUGCGGACGAUCGACAAUCAGACAGUUUGCCUCGUUUACAGAAAUGAGGUAGGGGAGACGUGGGCUGAACGCUCCGGCUGUGCUUGGGCACGUACAGUACCAAUGACCUUGUACCAGUGUGUGCUGCUAUUUGUCUUUGCAAACGGUGCGUUGGGGCAUCCAUGGCCAGGGGCGCUGGGGUGAGGUGGGGUUGGGGAAAUGUGGGUGGUGCCGUGGGGGAGAGGGGCGUGGCUGGGGCUGACCAUGGAUCCAGGUUGGAAUCGUUCAUUUGUGCGUGCCGUUCCCGGGUUGACGAGGGUGCGGGGCUGAGCUGCGGGCAUGCGGGGGGAACUCCGCGCGACCUUGCAAUUGCACAGGGUGUUGGCCCAGCCACUAAUAGUACAUGAAUACGUAAGUAUUUAGAAGCUGCGCGGGCGAGCACGAGCAAGUCUGCGUUCAUUGGAUCCCGUUUCUCCGGACUCUAUUUUCCCGAAGAGGUGGUUGCUUGGGUGCUUGGCCCCGACCCCGGUCAGCGGUCCGGGAGGUGCUGCGCACGCCAGCAUCCGCAGUACCGUUGAUCAAACGUAUGUUAACGUAUGUUAUGACUCUGGCACUCAGAUCAUACUAAGAC